This is a messenger RNA of Striga asiatica, 600 nucleotides long. The record is from the annotation of a GenBank genome assembly. Lineage: Eukaryota; Viridiplantae; Streptophyta; Magnoliopsida; Lamiales; Orobanchaceae.
AUGUCUCAAAAUUCAUAUGGAUCCGAGUCUAAUUCUUCAUCAUCCACCGAUAGUGAAGAUGGUGAUGACACUAAUGAUUUAGAAGUUAAAAUUAUUUCAUCCAUUGUUCAACGAAGCCAUGAGUUACUUCAAGCAUAUCAACAUGAAAUUGAAGUUCGUAGAAGAAGAAGGUUCAUCCAGAGAAAUCGUGAAGUUAGGCAUGACAAACUUCAAAACAUUGAUGCAGUAGGAAGACAAAGUUUGUCACCACUUAAAAAAUGCACAACAGCUAUUCGUCAGUUGGCUUAUGGAGUUCCAGCUGACCACCUUGAUGAGUAUUCAUCAAUGUUCAAAGACUCCUCCAAAUGCAUGAAGAAAAUCACGGUUUUUCGACUAUGCUUGGAAGCCUUGAUUAGGGUAUGGGUGCUUCACACGAUUUGGGGAUAUGGCAUGCCUUUUUUAGUGUUGCAGGAUCACGAUAUGGAAAGAGCAUUUGGGGAGCUUCAGUCUCGAUGGGCAAUUGUAAAAGUAACACAUUGGCACAAUGACGAGGAUGAAGAGCCCGCACAACCUGUUCAGGAUUCAAAUCGAGAAUUUCAAAAUUAUAUUCGUAGAAGUUAA